Salmo salar (Atlantic salmon) is the source of this 833-nucleotide messenger RNA. The record is from RefSeq and is a predicted model, not a curated record. NCBI's taxonomy places the organism in Eukaryota, Metazoa, Chordata, Actinopteri, Salmoniformes, Salmonidae.
UCUAGCAGCAAUGCAUGCUUUAGAAUCAUGUCUGGACAAGAAGGAAAAUGUUUUCCCCCCCAAAGCAGUCACUAGUGAUGAUGAUGAUGAUGAUGAUGAGGAGGAGGAGGAGGAGGAGGAGGAGAUUGAUGAUAAGCAGGACGAGGAGGAGGAGAACAAGGAUGAUGAUGAUGAUGAUGAGGAGGAGGAGGAGGAGGAGAUUGAUGAUAAGCAGGACGAGGAGGAGGAGAACAAUGACGAAGAUGAGGAUGAUGAUGACGACAAUGAUGAAGAGGAGUCAUUCCAGUUGUCUGACUUACACAGGAGAGCAGUGGACGAGGCCUUGAAGAGUGAGAAUGGACACCUGGACCUGUUCCUCCGCUUCCUUCUGGGUCUCUCACUGGAGUCCAAUCAGAAUCUGUUACGAGGCCUUCUGACACAGACAGGAUGUACGACAGAGACCAAUGAGAAAACAGUUAAGAGAACAGUUGGGUACCUUUUCAGUCAAGAUCAAAAGAGAAUCCACACCAGAAAGGAUCAUCAACUUGUUCCACUGUCUGAAUGAACUUGGUGCCAACUCUCUAGUUGAAGACAUGCAGACCUCCCUGCGAUCAGGAACUCUUUCAGAAACAAAGCUAAAACCUGACCAAUGUUCAGCCCUGGCCUACCUGUUACUGAUGUCAGAGGAGGUGCUGGAGGAGUUUGACCUGAAGCCAUACAACACAUCAGAGGAAGGUUAUCAGAGGUUGCUGCCGGUAGUGAAAACCUGCAAGAGAGCACUACUGGAUCACUGUAAACUCACGUAUGAAUCCUGUGAGACUCUGACCUCAGCUCUGCAGACACCAAACUCCCCC